Messenger RNA from Megalobrama amblycephala (Wuchang bream), 952 nucleotides. RefSeq names its product PTTG1 regulator of sister chromatid separation, securin (gene pttg1). NCBI's taxonomy places the organism in Eukaryota, Metazoa, Chordata, Actinopteri, Cypriniformes, Xenocyprididae. The record is from RefSeq and is a predicted model, not a curated record. The transcript has 6 exons. Bases 183 to 734 code for a protein of 183 amino acids. Gene Ontology annotation, biological process: chromosome organization. Gene Ontology annotation, cellular component: cytoplasm; nucleus.
AUCGUCUGGUCAAAGAAGAAAAUCCAUCAGCCAAUCAAGAAGCAGGUUGCCUUUUAAAACUCAGCCGGGAAACUCGGAACCAAAACAAACGUCAUUUUGCUCGUGCGCUUAGAGGAGGAUACGAAUAAACACGGAAAAGAAACGUGUUUUUUAACCUGUCAACGCUGUGUAAAGCUACAGACAUGGACACCAUGAUUUACCUUGAUCAGGAGAACGGCAGACUGACCACUCCAGCCAUCAAAUCUCGCCAGAACAGACUGCACUCAGCUCCAGAUCAGUGCUUGAGAACACCUCUGACAGGAAAGCCUCGUCUUGGAGCUCCACUGCAAUCCAGCCGAAAAGCUUUGGGAGUCAUAAAUAAGGUUGUUGCCACUCCAGCAGCUUCUCAUAAAGCAGAGGAGAAGACUAAACCUGCCGAAGCCAAGUGUAAGGUGCUUGCUCAGCCUGCUGGUGAGGAGUUGCCAGAGAUUGAGAAGUGCUUCCCAUACAAUCCAAGCGAGUUUGAGACCUACAGUGUUCCAGAUGAACUGUACCUCAGUCGCUUCUCUCUGGCUGGUUUGGUUAAACAGACUUGGCCGGCUGCUUCACCUGUGGAAGAGCUUAUUAUGGAUCCGUGUUUGCCACUCUCACCUGUAAAGAUGCCCAGUGCAGUGGGAUAUGCUGAUGAAAUGGAGGCCUUCCUACAGACGAUAAAUGAGCUGACUGUUGACUUGCCCCCUGAGAGUGAAUUCUAAUUAUUUUUUUUUUUUUAUUUUUUUUUUUUUUUUGUGAUCACUGUACAUUCUGAAUUUUUAACUGUUAAUAAACUUUUUAUAAAAAUGUUCAAGGGCAUCUGUUAAUCAGAAUCUAAAGAUUUUGUUUUGAGAGCUUUUUCAACUUGAGAGCUUUUUCUCUGAUCACCAAUGUUAAGAUCUCAAAGGUGUUAUUUCAUUCAUUAAACAUUUUAAUUGGC